AUGGAUCUGCUUUUUAUGAACAUCGAUCUUCUUUCGCUGACCUCCGAAAUCGGCUACGUAGAAGACGGAGUCUACAAACCCGACGAGAACUGUUCAGAAACCCUUGCGCAAAUCAACGAACUCAUUCAAGAAGACGACGAACUUGGAAGCAUGCGGCAGCAACUCGCCGCCUCGAAUAUCUUCGAAACGGAUCUUCUCCCGCUUUUCGAGCAUCAAAACGACGAAGACGCGAUUUUCGACCCGCUGAUCAAGUUCAUGUCUGCGAUCACGUGUCCUCUCUCGACGAAAGCCAACGACAAGGUCCACUCGGUCAACAAGAAAAUCAUGGACGACCACCAAGAAGCGUUCAAGAGGCAAUUCGCCAAGGCGGUUUAUUGGGUCAGGAUUCGGGAAAAGAUCGAAAAGGGGCUGAAAAAGGAGUACACCAAAUCUCUCAAAGAAGUAACUGGCUAUUCGUUCAAUCUCGUCCGAAAUCUGAUCGACAUCGACAGCGAGUUCGGAAACGAGCGGACUCUGUGCUGCUUCGCCGACUCGGGAAUAGCCAAAUUGAUUCAGUUCGUCGGCCUCGAAGAAAAAAUGAACAUCUGGCACCUCCACGUGACGGAAAUUAUCUACAGUCUCUACAAGGACAUCAUUCAAAGCUCGCUCAAAAUGGAGACGACGCUGGAUCCUCUGUCUUUCAAGCGAUUCACUUCAGCUCCUCGCAAAUUGGAUGAUUGCUCCAUUGACUACUCACCGGCCAUGGACCACCGUCUCUCGAUCUGCGACCAAAUCAAAGGCACGACCACGCUUUUCCUGCGCUUUUACAUGGAUAGUUUCUACGAAUCGACCUCCGAAGUGUUACUCACUUCCCUUCGCAAGAAAAUCGACUCGGUGGGCAGAAACUCGAAGCAUGCUAUCGCCGGAAUGUGUCUUUGGUUCAUCCGCUUCUUGGGCUUUUUCGAGGCAGAGCUGAAAGAAUUCAGCACGGUUGAGCGACUCAACAGAAUAAAUACGAUUGGCAUCGAUUUGGCUGAUAGUCUUGUUCCCCUCACCGAGAGAAACGACGAUUUCCUCAACCACGCCAGCCUUUUCUUCCUCGCCUUCGCCCAAAUUGCUCGAGAAAACGCUCAGUUCAAAGAAUUCACCGACGUAAACCUCAAAAUCCAAGCAAUAACGAAUGCCAAGCUCAGAACUCUCAUUCAAAGUAAAAAUUUGGCGGAACAAAAAUUGGGAAUCGCCAUGUGCGCUUGUUUGAUAAUGACAACGACGAAAGAGGAAGAGGAAUCGACUCUUUCCGUGGUGAAAGAAAUGGAAAUUGUCAAAUCAGUGCUUCUGUUUAUCGAGCACGAACACCCCGCCAAAAUCGAUGAUGUGCUGGUCACUGCCAUUUACGACGUUCUCGAAAUCUUCUCGACGAGUAUUAAAGAACUAACGACGCCGCAUUUCAUGAAACUGGUGCUUCUCAAAAGCGAAACUUCGCAUCCGCUUCCGUCAAAAAUCUGCCGAAUAAUCAACGAAUCAACUUCGAGCGAAGUCGAACUUCGCCAAAAACUCGAAAAUCUCAGCGCUGGAGAUGCCGAUCUUCUCCGAGAACUAUGCGUGCUAUUUUCUGUCAGCAAUGAGCCGAUUUCGAAAAAACGAGCGACGGAGAUUGGCGAUGUUCAGCCCGUUCUGCAUGAAAAGUAUCAGGCGCUGCUGAAUGAUUCUUCAAAGGUUGCAUUUUUCAAGUGGCUUCGCGAAAUCGCCCUCUCGCCUUCUUCUUCAAAUAAUUCUUCUCUCUUGCUUUUCGAAAAGGCCCCGGCGCCAGUUUUGGAAAUGCUCGACAAUCCUGAAAUUCAGGACUUUUUAUCCGACCUUGGCUGUCUCAGAAAUCAGUCGGGAAAUUGGCACUCUCCAAAAGAAAGCGUUUUGGAGAAAAUGCGGAACUUGACUGAAACGAUGGCGAAUGUCAAUUGCGGCGUCGACACGAUUGCUGCUUUGACUGCGAGAUCACUGACGGCGCAGAAAAAGAAGAAAAAACGAGGAAUUGGCAAAAACAAAAACGAAGGAAAAUCCGCCGAUCUGAGCCAGAAAAAAUUUUCAACAACUCCAAGCUCCAUUUUCGGCGUCCGCCGCGCUCCACCUCCACAACUCUCAAACUGA
Molecule: messenger RNA, 2124 nt
Organism: Oikopleura dioica
Lineage: Eukaryota; Metazoa; Chordata; Appendicularia; Copelata; Oikopleuridae
Source: the annotation of a GenBank genome assembly